Molecule: messenger RNA, 1107 nt
Organism: Vespa crabro (European hornet)
Lineage: Eukaryota; Metazoa; Arthropoda; Insecta; Hymenoptera; Vespidae
Product: distal membrane-arm assembly complex protein 2
Exons: 1
Coding region: 247-1107 (286 amino acids)
Source: RefSeq, a predicted model, not a curated record
AAUAAAAAUAUAAAAGUUUGUUCUUAACAAUGGACAAAUUUGAUUGGUUCAUAUAAUAAAAUUCGACCAAUCAAUUUAAAGUAAUAGACGAAGUACAAAGUGUCGCAAAUAUUUAUAACCUGUUCAAGUUAAACAUGUUCAAGUAAAGAAAAUUAUAUUAAAUUCAAAGAAAAAUUAAGAAUAUUAUAAUCGAGAAACAUUAAAAAGACUGAUUUCCAUUACAGCAACAUAUUUUUUUUCUGCAAUAUGUUGUUACAACAUUUCAUCAAUAAAUUGAUAUUUGAUGAAUUAAUUAAAACCAAUCAUCAUUUGAUCAAUCUGAAAGGUUUACAAUAUUUUAGCACUGGAAAUAUAUUGAUGGAACGUGUACCACGUAAUAUAAAGGAUUGUUCAAAAUUUUUAUCUGGUAUAAAACCUAUAACUCCAGAAGAUACAGAGCCUAAAGCUGAAACUGAUACAAGUUUCUCUUGGUUUAAAUCAGAAGCUCCUCCACCUCAAUCAUUGUCUUUGGGUAAUGUUAAAAUGUGGUGGGAAUAUAAUAAGAAAUUAUUGUAUGUUAAAGAACAAGAACUUAAUUCUGAUAGAAUUAAUGUACUGGGUAGUAACAUAGCUGCUGCAUAUUUCAUUAUUGAAUGGAAUGGAAAAGUAAAGUUUAAAAAUACUGAUUGGUUAGCAGCAUCAAAGAAUAAACCUGUACGUUUACCGAAUUCAUAUAAAUCAAAUUAUGUUAUUACUGGAAUUGAUGCAAGUAAUACAUUAAUAUCAUACGAAGGACUUAAAAAUAUGAAUUUCCUUUAUCAUUUAAAAUGGCUCAGUUUUAAGGGUUGCGAAUAUAUUGAUGAUUGGUGUGUCGACAAAAUAGCUGGACAAUAUCAAACAUUAGAGUAUUUAGAUAUAUCUGAUUGUAAAAAUGUUACUGAAAAGGCAUUAGAAGCAUUAUACAAAUUACGUAAUCUAAGAAUAUUAAUAGUAACAAAUCAUAAUAAAUCUGCAGCAUUUGAAUUGACAUGUUUUAUGUUAGAAGAAUGUAAUUCAAAUUUAAAAUGCGAGAUUUUAAAUUCAUGGUAUGCGAAUAAAUUAGAUGAUAAAGAAAAAUCAAUAGAUUAA